Messenger RNA from Chrysoperla carnea, 450 nucleotides. It is a transcript of the gene Ggamma1, whose product is annotated as guanine nucleotide-binding protein subunit gamma-1. The record is from RefSeq and is a predicted model, not a curated record. The transcript is spliced from 2 exons. Bases 198 to 410 code for a protein of 70 amino acids. Lineage: Eukaryota; Metazoa; Arthropoda; Insecta; Neuroptera; Chrysopidae. Gene Ontology annotation, molecular function: G-protein beta-subunit binding. Gene Ontology annotation, cellular component: heterotrimeric G-protein complex. Gene Ontology annotation, biological process: G protein-coupled receptor signaling pathway.
AAAAAAACAUUUUAAUUACACUGUUGCAUAAAGUUCUGAGUAAUGUUCAACCUCGCCAUUGAAUAAAAAACUACGUAAAUAAAUUUUAAUUAAAUAUAUCAUUACAAUUGAAAGUGAUUGUUCUCAUCCGAUUUUAAGUAUUUCCGUGCUAGUGUUAAAGAGAAAGUUUCAACAUAGGCCUGUCAGACACAGCUAUUAUGGACAUGAUGGUUUCCAGUUUGCAACAGCAAAGGGCCAUCACCGACCAACUUCGGCGUGAAGCUGGAAUAAAACGUAUUCCAGUAUCACAAGCAGUUGAAGAUAUAAUCAAAUACAUCACAGAGCAUGAACAAGAAGAUUGUCUUCUAGUUGGAUUUUCCAGUCAAAAAGUGAAUCCAUUUCGUGAAAAAAGCUCAUGUGCAGUACUGUGAUCACAGAAAAUCGCCAACAAUAAUAAUUAUUUUAUUUCAU